Triplophysa dalaica is the source of this 1642-nucleotide messenger RNA. RefSeq names its product zinc finger protein 410 (gene znf410). Gene Ontology annotation, molecular function: DNA-binding transcription factor activity, RNA polymerase II-specific; RNA polymerase II cis-regulatory region sequence-specific DNA binding. The record is from RefSeq and is a predicted model, not a curated record. Lineage: Eukaryota; Metazoa; Chordata; Actinopteri; Cypriniformes; Nemacheilidae. The transcript is spliced from 12 exons. The coding region runs from base 184 to 1602 and encodes 472 amino acids. Gene Ontology annotation, cellular component: PcG protein complex; transcription regulator complex. Gene Ontology annotation, biological process: regulation of transcription by RNA polymerase II.
CCACGUGAAUGACCCGGAUAUCGCGUCCCAGCUGCUGCUAGUGUCCCGGAAGUGCCUGCAAUUGUGUCUUAAUGUUUGUUUAUGUGGAACAUCACAGACAUGAGCUCCUCACACUGAAGCAGGCGAUGGAUGACCCCGACAGCACAUGAACGCGCCUGAAGUGGAUCACAUCAGACUGAAUCAAUGCUUUCUGAUGAGCUUGACUCCAAACCCGAGCUGCUGGUUGAGUUUGUUCAGAACGCCUCCAUACCGCUGGGUCAAACACUGGAGGAGACGGAAAACGACCCCACCUGCACCCCUCUGCUGCCCCCCUCACAGAAGACCACCUGCACCCCUCUGCUGCCCCCCUCACAGAAGACCACCUGCACCCCUCUGCUGCCCCCCUCACAGAAGACCACCUGCACCCCUCUGCUGCCCCCCUCACAGAAGACCACCUGCACCCCUCUGCUGUCCCCCUCACAGAAGACCACCUGCAGCCCGCUGCCAGUUCCAGAGAGGUCUUUUAGACAUGCUGCCCCCCCGUCACUGUCAGACUUUGAACCGGAGCGAAGUUCUCAGGUGUCACAGCUGCCAUCUCCUCCAGAACCAUCAACCCUCUUACAAGACCUCCAGAACCACGACAACACAUCUUACAUUCUGCUCAACCUGGCCAAAGUAGGGUUGGCGGCGGCGUCCGAGCCGCUGGUGUUUGUUCAGGAUGAUGUUGAGGAGGCCGAGGAGGAGAUCUCAGAGGACGGCAGCGCUCCGUGGUAUCUGCGUGUACAGGAGCUCGCUCACGACAGCCUGAUCGCCGCCACACGAGCGCAGCUGGCCAAAGACGCCCGAUCCAUCGGCAACAGUGACCACAUCCACAGCUGUCAAUCAGAGGGACCAAAGAAAGAGCCACUGUCUCGAGCCAAUCGCACACCUGCAGACAAAACCCACAGAUGUCCUUAUGAGAACUGUCACAGAACGUUCACCUGGCCGGCCCACCUGAAGUACCACCUGAAAACACACAGAAACGACCGCAUGUUCCACUGUGGAGCUGAAGGUUGUGGAAAGAGUUUCUAUGUCCUGCAGAGGCUUCAGGUCCACAUGAGAACACACAACGGAGAAAAACCCUUCAUCUGCAGCGAGAAGAACUGUGGCAAGAAGUUCACCACCGCCGGAAACCUGAAGAACCACAGACGUACUCAUACGGGUGAAAAACCCUUCCUGUGUGAGGUGGACAGCUGUGGCCGAAGCUUUGCUGAAUACUCCAGUCUCCGUAAACACAUGCUGGUGCAUUCUGGUGAGAAGCCACACGUGUGCUCGGUCUGUGGGAAAACCUUCUCUCAGAGCGGCAGUCGAAACGUUCACAUGAAGAAGAGACACGGCGAGAACGCACCUGUCACCAGCAGCGGGGAAACCGGUGAAGCGCUCACCCACAGUAGUUUAUUGGAGGAGGACGGCAGCGGUGAUUCUGUGGUGAACAUGACGACGGUGGAGCCCAUGAGUCUGAACCAGGACAUGUUAAGAACUCAAGGUCCUUCUGAUCCUGUGGUGGUCCCGUCACCUCAUGAUGACUUGGUUACCAUGACAACAGGACACACAUACACUGAUGAUGUGGUCACUCUGCUGUAGCAACACUUGUUCUUGUAAAUAAACUAUUUUAUGAAACAUC